Molecule: messenger RNA, 6229 nt
Organism: Candoia aspera
Lineage: Eukaryota; Metazoa; Chordata; Lepidosauria; Squamata; Candoiidae
Gene: LCT
Product: lactase
Exons: 17
Coding region: 16-5730 (1904 amino acids)
Biological process (GO): carbohydrate metabolic process
Molecular function (GO): lactase activity
Source: RefSeq, a predicted model, not a curated record
GUUGCAUUGACAGACAUGGAGCUAGUUUCUAAAGUAUGUUUAGCUCUUCUCUUUCCUUUUUCUUGCUUUGGAGAAGACCGGAAUUUUGGUCAUGGCCAAAGACUUAUUUUCAUUGCUGGCCCGCUUUCUAAUGAGUUAGUAGAUACGUUAAAUUUCCAAAGUGGACAUAUGGGAGAACCUACAUUUUAUUCUGUAGAGCCUCAGCCAAAUUAUAUUUGUGAUCAACCUUCACUUGCUUCUUUGUCAUCGCACUUUGCCAAACUCCAUGCAACUGGUGUGACGCAUUUUAAGGUGGUCUUGCCAUGGACUCACGUCCUGCCAGAGAUGAAUGCUCAAAAACCCAACAAGACAAAUGUGGAAUGCUACAAACAACUUCUCAGAACUCUCAGAUCUGCUGAUCUUAAACCAAUUUUAAUUCUGCAUCAGCUUGGUUUAUCAAAGUAUUUAGGCACCCAGCUUGGAUCUUCAACUUUUACUGAUCUUUUUGCUGAAUAUGCAGACUUUUCAUUUGGGACUUUUGGUGAAUUAGUGGACACCUGGAUCACUUUCAGCCAGUUGCCUGAGAUUACCAAGGAAUUACCUCUUGCAGGUCCAAAAGCCUUUCCUCUACAACUACUAGUUUCAGCACAUCAAAAAGCUUAUAAAAUCUACCAUGAAAAAUACUCAUUUGAAGAUGGAACAGUAUCCAUUUCCUUGGACCUUAGUGAUAAUGGGCUGGUACUGCCAGAAUCACUCACAGCUUCAGUUUGGGCCUCUAUAGAUUUUGUCUCUCUCAGCCUACGGUACAACUGUAAAACUGAAGCAGGUAUUGAAAAGAUGCUGAAUGAAAUAAAGCAUCUCAUAGAUGAUAAGGAUGUUCUAUUCUUCCAUCUAAACUUCACUGAAUGUUCUUCUGUUCAAGAAAACCUGCUUACAACAGUGGCUUCCAUUUUCAGUGCCAUGUAUGAAGCCCAAGCCCAGGUGAAAGGCUAUGAUGUGAAUUCCUUCUUAGAGGACUUAGCUGUUCCAGAAACAAGCUCCCACAAAGAUUCAGCUAUUCAAUCAAAGCAGAAGGAAGACCCUACACGUGCUGAGACUCCACUUUCAAACUAUCAAAAGAUUUGGGAAAAAUUUGCUAACCAAUCUGAGCUGGAAAGAGACUCUUUUUUGACAGAUACUUUUCCUAGUGGUUUUCUCUGGGGUACAUCAACAGGAUCCUUUAAUGUUGAAGGAGCCUGGGCAGAAGAUGGGAAAGGAGAGAGUAUUUGGGACCGAUAUGGACAUCAAGGCCAUAUCCAUAAGAAUCAAACAGCCGAUGUUGCCAGUGAUAGUUACCGCAAGACUGAAUACGAUGUUUAUCUGCUUAGAGGCCUUCAUCCAAAGAUUUACAAAUUUUCUAUAUCAUGGCCUAGGAUUUUUGCCAAUGGAGAUAACAGCAGCUUGAAUCCCCAAGGAGUGAAUUAUUAUAACAAACUCAUUGACAGCUUGCUGGAUUCUGGCAUUGAACCCAUGGUGACCUUGUUCCACUGGGACCUUCCACAAGUGCUGCAGGACUUUGGUGGUUGGCAGAAUGAGAGCAUCAUUGAUGCCUUUGCAAACUAUGCAGCUUUCUGCUUCGCUACUUUUGGAGAUCGGGUUAAACUCUGGGUUACCUUCCAUGAACCCUGGGUCAUUAGCUAUGCUGGCUAUGGUACAGGGCAGCAUCCUCCAGGAAUUUUCAGUCCAGGCACAGCAUCCUAUCAGGUGGCUCAUGUGAUCCUCAAGGCACAUGCUCAAGCUUGGCAUGUUUACAAUGGGCAGUAUCGUCCCCAACAGCAGGGGAAGGUGGGCAUAGUGUUGAACUCUGACUGGGCUGAACCCAAGACUCCCAGACUUCCCCAGGAUUUGAAAGCAGCUGAGCGCUACUUGCAAUUCAUGUUGGGCUGGUUUGCUCACCCAAUAUAUGUUAAUGGGGAUUAUCCAGAGAUCCUGAAAUCCCAGAUUGAGGAGACCAACAAGCAGUGCUCUGCUGCCAUUGCCAAGCUCCCUACAUUCACCAGUGAAGAGAAGAAGCUGGUGAAAGGAACAGCUGACUUCUUUGGCCUUUCUCAUUAUACUUCCAGACUUGUUGGUGUUUUGGCUAACCAAACCUGUACUCCAGACUACGAGAUUAUUGGAGGCUUUUCCCAGGAUGUGGAUCCUUCUUGGCCAAAGACAGCAGCACCUUGGCUUUAUGUAGUGCCAUGGGGGUUGAGGAGAUUGUUGCAGUUUGUGUCUGAAGAAUACACAAAGACAAGAAUUCCCAUUUACAUAGCGGCAAACGGAGCACCCACCCAUGAAGGAGCUGAUUUGAUCAAUGAUACCGCAAGGCUGGAUUACUACCGUCUCUAUAUCAAUGAGGCUUUAAAAGCUGUAAAGCAAGAUGGUGUGGAUGUUCGGUCAUAUAUUGCCCGAUCACUGAUUGAUGGCUUUGAAGGCAUUUCAGGCUAUAGUCAAAAAUUUGGCCUUCAUAAUGUGAAUUUUGAAGAUGCCAAUAGACAAAGGACCCCAAGAAAAUCUGCAUAUUUCUUCUCUUCUGUGAUAGAAGAUAAUGGAUUUCCUAAUACAAGCAUGAGAAAAUAUAUCCAGCCAUUCAGAAAGGAUAUUUCCAUGACCUCAAGGCUGCCUAGUUUGUCAGCAUCUGAAGUCCCCUCAAAGGCAAAGAUAGUUUGGGAAAAAUUUUCUGACCAGACUAAGUUUGAAAGAGACCAGUAUUUUUACAGCACUUUCUCAAAAGAUUUUCUGUGGGGUGUUUCCACUUCUGCCUAUCAGAUUGAAGGAGGCUGGGAUGCAGAUGGAAAAGGACCCAGCAUAUGGGAUAACUUUGCCCAUAAGUCCGGAAAAAUUAAGAACAAUGAUACUGGAGAUGUAGCUAGUGACAGCUACAAUAAAGUAGAUGAAGAUCUUUAUUUAUUGAGAGCCUUAAAGGUGAACAGUUAUCGCUUCUCUUUCUCAUGGCCUCGAAUUUUUCCGGAUGGCAGAAAUCAAUCUAUAAAUAGUUAUGGGAUUGAUUAUUACAACCGAUUAAUUAAUGGUUUACUGGCUGUAAAUAUUACACCAGUGGUCACUCUGUACCAUUGGGAUCUGCCUCAAGCUCUCCAAGACAUUGGUGGGUGGGCAAACCCUAAACUGAUUGAACUAUUUAAUAGUUAUGCCGACUUCUGUUUUCAGACUUUUGGAGAUAGGGUUAAGUUCUGGAUUACUUUCAAUGACCCUGUCACAAUUUCAUGGCUUGGCUACGAUACAGGAGUCCAUCCUCCAAGUGUCAAAGACAAUCCAGGUGAUGCCCUCUAUAAGGUUAGUCAUACAAUAGUGAAGGCUCAUGCCAGAGUAUAUCAUACAUACGACCAGAAGUAUAAGAAGAGCCAGAAAGGUGUAAUUUCCAUAAGUCUCAACAUUGAUUGGGUUGAACUGAAGACACCAGGAAAUCCCCGGAAUGUAGAAGCAGCAGAUCGUUUCCUACAGUUCACUGGGGGUUGGUUUGCACAUCCAAUUUUCAAAAAUGGUGAUUAUCCAGAUGCCAUGAAAUGGGUUGUGGGAAACAGGACUGAGCUGCAGAAACUGCCAGCCUCCCGUCUUCCGGUUUUCACUGAAGAAGAGAAAAAAUAUAUCCGGGGCACAGCCGAUGUCUUCUGCUUGAACCAUUAUACCACCAACAUCAUAAAGCACAAGACCACCAAGUUGAAACCAUUUUCUUAUGAAAGUGACCAAGAACAAGUCCUGGAGAGAAACCCUUCCUGGCCAACCACAGCCCUGGCAAAUAUGCGAGCAGUGCCAUGGGGACUUCGGAGGCUCCUAAACUGGAUCAAGGAGGAAUAUGGCAACCCGCCUAUUUACAUUACUGAGAAUGGAGUUGGAAUAAAAACUAAGUCUGAUGUUGAUGACAACAAAAGGAACUUUUAUUAUAAAAGCUACAUUGAUGAAGCUUUGAAAGCCUAUAAGCUGGAUGGAGUAAAUCUUCAAGGUUAUUUUGCUUGGUCACUUAUGGAUACUUUUGAAUGGCUGCACGGUUAUGAACCAAGAUUUGGCCUGCACCAGGUUGAUUUUGAAAAUCCAAACAGGCCUAGAACUCCAAAACGUUCCGCUAUAUAUUAUUCUGAAAUCAUACGCAGCAAUGGGUUCCCGCUGUCAAAAGAGGAUGAGUUCCUUUAUGGAGAAUUUCCCAAGAACUUCUAUUGGAGUGUGGCCACAGCAGCAUAUCAGAUUGAAGGAGCUUGGAGAGCAGAUGGAAAAGGCCUCAGCAUUUGGGACCAGUUUGCUCACACGCCUUUGAAAAUUGACAAUGAUGAAAAUGGAGAUACAGCUUGUGACAGCUACCACAAAAUAGAGGCCGACUUGACUGCUCUGAAGGACAUCAAGGUGACCCAUUAUCGUUUUUCAAUCUCCUGGUCUCGCAUUCUUCCAGAUGGGACCACCAAGCAUAUCAAUGAAGCUGGCCUGAAAUAUUAUGAAAGACUUGUGGAUGCCCUUCUUGCAGCCAGUAUCCAACCUCAGGUAACCCUGUAUCACUGGGAUCUUCCUCAGGCCCUCCAAAACAUUGGAGGGUGGGAAAAUGAGACCAUCGUUCAGAAAUUUAAAGACUACGCAGACCUCAUUUUUCAAAGAUUGGGAGACAAGGUGAAAUUUUGGAUAACUUUAAAUGAGCCUUAUGUCAUUGCCAAUCUUGGUCAUGGUUAUGGAGUGUCCGCGCCAGGCAUAUCUGGGAGACCAGGCCGCGCCCCUUACAUUGUGGGGCACAAUUUGAUCAAGGCACAUGCAGAAGUGUGGCAUCUCUACAAUGAGACCUAUCGUCCCAAACAAGGAGGAUUGAUCUCACUUUCCAUCAGCGUAGAGUGGGCUGAACCAAAGAAUCCUUACAAGCAGGAGGAUUAUGAUGCUGCUCAGAGAUAUAUUCAGUUUUUUGCUGGUUGGUUUGCUCAUCCUAUUUUCAAAACCGGUGAUUAUAGUGAUCUGAUGAAAAAGAGGAUAAAAGAAAGAAGCCAGGGCAAAUCACGGCUCCCUGAAUUUACUGAAAGUGAAAAGCAAAGAAUUAAAGGCACAUAUGACUUUUUUGGCUUGAAUCAUUAUACCACAAUCCUGGCAUCCAACUUAAAUUUUCCUGCUUUUGUAACAUCCUACGAUGCUGAUAGAGGUGUUGCCUCCAUAGUAGACCACAGCUGGCUGGGUUCUGGCUCCUUUUGGUUGAAAGUGACACCAUUUGGCUUCAGAAGGCUCUUGAAAUGGAUCAAAGAAGAAUACAACAAUCCACCUAUUUAUGUGACUGAGAAUGGGAUUUCUGAACGUACAGACACAGGUUUAAAUGAUACCUGGCGCAUACAUUAUUUAAAGAGUUACAUCAAUGAAGCGUUAAAAGUUGUAUAUGAUGGUGUUGAUCUCCGAGGCUAUACUGUUUGGAGCUUGAUGGACAAUUUUGAAUGGGCAGUGGGCUUCUCUGAAAGAUUUGGGUUGUAUUACACCAACUACACAGAUCCCAAUCUAUCUAGAAUUCCAAAGGAGUCUUCAAAGUAUUACUCAUCUAUUAUCAGCUGUAAUGGCUUUCCAGAUCCAGCCAGUGGACCUCAUUUGUGUCUGGAGCCUCAGCCUCAGCCUACUAUUACCAAUAUCGAGAAGGUGCAAUUUUUGGGACUGGACCUGACUUCACCUAAUGCUGAAACAGCUCUUUAUAUUCUGUUUGUCCUAUGCUUGUUGGCUAUGCUAGGUUUUGCUGGUGUCCUCUAUGCAUAUAAAAAGUAGUCCAAAAAUAACCAAAAACAGCUUUUAAAUAAAACGCAAUCAGGAAUAUGGUUUGCCUUGUCAUCUGAAGACUUUGAGUCCUGCAGAUUUGAAGCUGUGAAGUUCAUAGGUGCUAUUUAAAAUGCAUUAUCAUAACAUGCAUCAAUUAUCAGUGCAAUUCUGGUUUUUUGCACCUGAGAUAGAAUGGCUUAAGAAUUAUGAAAUUUUGGGAUGUUGUUUUGCUAUGACUAUGAACUUAAGACUAGUGCACUCUCAGUGUAAUGGAAAACAUACUUGUGUGUAACACAAAGCACAUUGACAUGGCAGGCUGUUUAUCAGGAUGAUUUCAAGUUAACCCCAAAUCCCAUUAUUCAACAUUUUGGAUCAUUGGGGGAAAAGGUAUUAUCUAAGCUCUAUUCAGGAAAACAGGGUCAAUUGUUCAGAAUUUAUUCCACAACAAAUGAAUGGAAGGUAUGUCCUUGUUGUAUGCAAAUGUAAUGAAGAGUAUUAUGGAAAAAUA